GAAUAAUUUAUAGUAUUAUCAAUUUACAUAUUUUUCCCAAGUAGGUACAUUAAAUAAUAAUUUUAUUCCAGAUAAUAAAGUUAUUAUAAAAUCGUGCUCCGUCUUCCCCUACAGUUCGAAUUAGACGAAACUCGUAAAAUAAUAGGUAUCUUUUACCAGAAUUCCCCUUUACAUUUUUUGCUAGUUCCCCGUCGGCGAGGAGCUCGGCGGCCUGCCUUUGAGAUCGAAAGAUAAAAGGUUUUUCGCCGAGUGAAGCAACUUGUAUUUUAUUCAGUAAACUUUGCUUUCGGGAAGCCAUAUGCGUGAAAACAAGAUUAAUGAUAACUUAAAGGUUUUUAGCCACUGGAGAUUCAUAUGUCAGUCUAAUGUAUCUAUUUCAAAUUUCUAAACAGCUAAUUGGUACUAUAGUUCCCGAAACUUGCGAAGCCUUUAUAGAAGCAUUGGCAGAUCAUAUUCAGUUACCAGAUUCACCUGAAGAGUGGCUCAAAAUUUCCGAUGACUAUGAAAACUUAUGGAAUUUUCCUCAAUGCUUAGGAGCCAUUGACGGUAAACACGUCGUACUACAAUGCCCCUUUAGGAGUGGAAGCGAAUAUUAUAAUUACAAGGGCACUUUCAGUAUUGUCCUUAUGGCAGUAGUAGAUGCAAAGUAUCGAUUUUUAUACGUAAACGUGGGAUGUCAAGGACGAAUUUCAGAUGGUGGUGUUUUUAAAAAUACACUCUUCGCGAGAAAACUAAAUGAUGGUACUUUAAAUUUACCAGCUGAAAAACUCCUGCCAGGACAACAGGACGGAACAACACCUUUUGUAUUUGUUUGCGACGAUGCGUUUCCUCUACAGGAGAACCUGAUGAAACCAUUUCCCGGCGAACAUUUGAAGGCGACGUUCCAACGCUCAUUUAAUUACAGAUUAUCGCGAGCAAGACGAGUAGUGGAAAAUGCUUUUGGCGUUAUGUCGUCUGUAUUUCGAGUUUUGCGAAAGCCCUUGCUUUUGCAACCUACUACUGCUGAAAUAAUUGUUCUUACAUGUUGCUACUUACAUAAUUUUUUACAAAAUACUAAAACAAUCAUGGGCUGUUAUGCUCCCCCUGGAACCUAUGACAAUGAAGAUGUUUCAACGGGCAUUUUGGUUCAUGGAUCUUGGCGAAACGAACCAGAAACUUCAUCUACAUUUAUGAAGUUAAAUAGAAUUGGUAGAAAAUCAACCAGAGCAGCACAGGAAGUUCGAGAAAAAUUUGCACAUUAUUUUUCAGGCCAUGGAAGAGUGCCUUGGCAAGACAGAAUGGAAUAAAAUAAUAUGUUUCAUUAUAAAGAAAUAAAAAAGUUUACUUACUUGUUCUUGA
Messenger RNA from Anthonomus grandis grandis, 1338 nucleotides. RefSeq lists its product as uncharacterized. The record is from RefSeq and is a predicted model, not a curated record. The transcript is spliced from 2 exons. The coding region runs from base 366 to 1286 and encodes 306 amino acids. NCBI's taxonomy places the organism in Eukaryota, Metazoa, Arthropoda, Insecta, Coleoptera, Curculionidae.